AUGGCUGCUUUUCCUCCUCCGCCUGUUAAUACCAUUGACUGGUCCAACGUGGGCUUCAAGGUCCGCGAAGUCAAUGGUCAUAUCGAAUCUACCUACAGUCGAAGCACAGGAAAAUGGACUCCUCUUCACUUCGUCGCCGAUCCCUUCAUGCGCAUCCAUGGCAUGGCGCCAGCUCUCAACUACGGCCAACAAGCCUACGAAGGUCUCAAGGCCUUCCGAACCCCCAAUGACGAAGCAAUCACCAUCUUCCGACCCAACCGUAACGCUAAGCGUCUUCAGCACUCUGCGGAAGUCGUGUCAAUGCCCCACGUCCCCGAAGAGCUAUUCCUCGACGCCGUGCGCGCUGCUGUCGCUUUGAACGCUGAAUACGUUCCUCCUCACGACACUGGCGCUGCGCUGUAUAUUCGCCCGCAGCUGUAUGGUUCAAGCGCUCAGCUUGGUCUCUCACCGCCGGAUGAGUAUAUCUUUGCGGUGUUUGUCAUUCCUACGGGUGUCUACCACGGCGCUCAUCCAGUCAAAGCGCUUAUUCUGGAGGACUUUGAUCGCGCGGCGCCGAAUGGCACGGGCAAUGCAAAGGUUGGUGGCAACUACGCUCCUGUGCUGCGAUGGAGCGAUAAGGCGCGUGACGAGGGCUACGGUAUCACGCUGCACCUGGACAGUGUGCGCCACGAAGAGAUCGACGAGUUCAGCACGAGCGGCUUCAUCGGCGUCAAGGACAACGGGGGACAGGUCACCCUCGCGGUGCCGGACUCCAAGUGCGUUAUCGAGAGUGUCACGAGCGAUAGCAUCCAGGAGCUGGCGCGCAGCUACGGCUGGACCGUGGAGAAGAGGGCGAUCAAGUAUGAGGAGCUCAAGGAGUUUACAGAGGUUUUUGCAGCGGGCACUGCGGCGGCGCUGGUGCCGAUUAGGAGCAUUACGCGACGUGUUGGGGGUGGGGAGGAUGUUGUCACGUAUAUCGAGGAUGGGAGGGAAGAGCCUGGGCCGCUGUUUGAGAAGCUUCUAACACACCUGAAGGACAUUCAGCUUGGGAGAGCGGAGGAUUCAUUUGGGUGGAGAUAUCCUGUUGGUGAGAAGGAUAAGGAGAUUGCCGGUGCGCCUGGGGGACGGAACGGCGAUGCCACGACUGUUGACCAGAUGGAUUAG
This is a messenger RNA of Fusarium proliferatum ET1, 1143 nucleotides long. RefSeq lists its product as uncharacterized. Lineage: Eukaryota; Fungi; Ascomycota; Sordariomycetes; Hypocreales; Nectriaceae. The transcript has 2 exons. Gene Ontology annotation, molecular function: branched-chain-amino-acid:2-oxoglutarate transaminase activity. Bases 1 to 1143 code for a protein of 380 amino acids. The record is from RefSeq and is a predicted model, not a curated record. Gene Ontology annotation, biological process: branched-chain amino acid metabolic process.